Hibiscus syriacus is the source of this 947-nucleotide messenger RNA. RefSeq names its product syntaxin-124-like. The transcript is spliced from 2 exons. The record is from RefSeq and is a predicted model, not a curated record. The coding region runs from base 30 to 947 and encodes 305 amino acids. Gene Ontology annotation, molecular function: SNARE binding; SNAP receptor activity. Gene Ontology annotation, cellular component: plasma membrane; endomembrane system; SNARE complex. Lineage: Eukaryota; Viridiplantae; Streptophyta; Magnoliopsida; Malvales; Malvaceae. Gene Ontology annotation, biological process: intracellular protein transport; exocytosis; vesicle fusion.
GUGAAUUGUGAAGUGGUUUCUGUGGCAAGAUGAAUGACUUAAUCUCGAGUUCGUUCAAGAAAUACACGGACCUGAAGGAACAAGCUUGCCUGGACGAAAUGGAAGCCGGAACGGAGAGCGCAGACCUCGAUAAAUUCUUUGAAGAAGUCGAGAACGUCAAGGAAGACAUGAAAGGCGUCGACAAGUUGUACAAGGCGUUGCAGGAAGCCAAAGAGGAAUGCAAAACUGCCCACAGCGCAAAGACCAUGAAACAGCUCCGCUCCCGGAUGGACGCCGAUGUCGAACAGGUGCUUAAAAGAGUUAAAAUCAUCAAAGGGAAGCUCGAAGGAUUGGAACGGUCGAACGCGGCUAGUCGGAACACUCCAGGUUGCGGGCCCGGUUCGUCUACGGAUAGAACCCGGACAUCGGUGGUUAGUGGCUUGGGGAAGAAACUGAAGGACAUGAUGGAUGAUUUUCAAGCACUAAGAGCGAUGAUGCAGGCGGAGUAUAAAGAAACAGUGGAACGUCGAUACUUCACCAUCACGGGGGAGAAACCCGACGAGGAAACGAUCGAGAACUUGAUAUCGAGCGGCGAAAGCGAAAGCUUCCUUCAAAGGGCCAUACAAGAACAAGGAAGGGGUCAGAUUAUGGACACCAUUUCGGAGAUUCAAGAAAGGCACGAUGCGGUGAAGGAGAUCGAGAAGAACUUGAUGGAGCUCCACCAGAUAUUCCUGGACAUGGCGGCGCUGGUGGAAGCUCAGGGUCAGCAACUCAACGACAUAGAGAGCAACGUGGCAAAAGCGAGUUCCUUCGUGAGACGAGGGACGGAACAGCUGGUGGAAGCUAGGGAACAGCAGAAGAGCUCAAGGAAAUGGAUGUGUAUGGCAAUCAUUGCUGCAAUCGUCCUCAUUAUUGUCAUCCUCCUACCUCUCCUCCCAACUAUUAUAACUCUCAUUAAGAGCAAGUAA